This is a messenger RNA of Epinephelus fuscoguttatus (brown-marbled grouper), 4110 nucleotides long. Its product is annotated as sodium-dependent neutral amino acid transporter B(0)AT3-like. Gene Ontology annotation, cellular component: plasma membrane. Lineage: Eukaryota; Metazoa; Chordata; Actinopteri; Perciformes; Serranidae. Bases 247 to 2106 code for a protein of 619 amino acids. Gene Ontology annotation, biological process: sodium ion transmembrane transport. The record is from RefSeq and is a predicted model, not a curated record. The transcript is spliced from 12 exons.
AUCUCCUUCAUAAAAAAAACAAUAAAACUUGGCUCGCUGCUGAUAGGUCAGAGGAGGCCGGCCCAGCAAAGAGAGCUAGAAGAGGAAAAGAGAGGACGACUGGACAUCACUCAGUCUGGAGAUCAGGUGGAGGAUUCUGGGCCAAAUUAAAGUAUAUCUCACCUGGCUGAAGUGUGUGUGAGGAUUAGGAGAGUUUCAUCCUUGUAACAGAACUGGAACUGUGAGAAGAAUUUUUCCCAGCUGACGAUGGGCAAAACAAAAAACUCUGAAGUGGAGGAGAGACCCAAAUGGGACAACAAGGUCCAGUACCUGCUGACGUGUAUCGGCUUUGCUGUGGGACUUGGAAACAUCUGGCGUUUUCCCUACCUGUGUCAAGUCUAUGGAGGAGGUGCGUUCCUCAUCCCCUACCUGAUAGCGCUGGUGUUCGAGGGUCUCCCCCUGCUCUACCUGGAGCUGGCUAUAGGACAGAGGCUCCGCAAGGGCAGCAUCGGCGUCUGGAAAGCCAUCUCACCAGUGCUGGGUGGAGUCGGCAUCGCCUCCAUGAUAGUGUCAUUCCUGGUGGCCCUGUUUUACAACACCAUCCUGGCCUGGGUGCUCUGGUACUUCUUUCACUCUUUCCAGAACCCUCUGCCGUGGAGCCGGUGUCCACUGAAUGACAACCUGACAGGUUAUAAUGACGAGUGUGUGAAGAGCACUCCAGUGAACUACUUCUGGUACCGUGAGACCCUGAACGUCACACCAGACAUCGAGAUCAGUGGCUCCCUGCAGUGGUGGCUGGUCAUCUGUCUGGCCAGCGCCUGGUUAGUGGUCUACAUCUGCUUCAUCAAAGGCAUCGAGUCCAUGGGAAAGGCUGUGUAUGUGACGUCCACAUUUCCCUACCUGGUGCUGACUAUCUUUCUGAUCCGUGGCCUCACUCUGCCCGGAGCUACUGACGGACUGGUGUACCUCUUCACUCCUGAUUGGGAGAUUCUGAAGAACCCUCAGGUGUGGCUGGACGCUGCCACUCAGAUCUUCUUCUCUCUGUCUCUGGCGUUUGGAGGUCUCAUAGCUUUCUCCAGCUACAACGCUGAGAGAAAUAACUGUGAGAGGGACGCUCUCCUCGUGGGAAUAAUAAACAGUGCCACCUCGCUCUACGGCUCCAUUUCCAUCUUCUCCAUCCUGGGAUUUAAAGCAAACACUGCCUACAACUUCUGUAUGGAGGAAAACAUCUUGGCUGUGACCAACCACUUUGAGUUCUCAGACCAGAACAUCACAGUGGAGAACUACAAUCACUGGAUUGAGUAUCUAACUCAAACAUCUCCAGGUGAGCUGGCCAAAUUGGACCUGAGGCCCUGUGACCUGCAGACAUUCCUCGACCAGAGCGCCUCAGGUACCGGCCUGGCAUUCAUUGUGUUCACUGAGGCAGUGAUCGAGAUGCCAGGCUCGCAGGUAUGGGCCAUACUGUUCUUCGUCAUGCUCUUCAGCCUGGGCCUCUCCUCCAUGUUUGGCACCAUAGAAGGAGUCCUCAACCCCAUGAAGGACCUUAAACUAAUGCCCAAGUGCAUCCCCAAUGAGCUCUCAACCGCGAUCAUGUGCCUGGUCGCCUUCUUGGUAGCUCUCAUCUUCACCAUGGCGUCAGGAAACUACUGGGUGGAGAUCUUCAACAGCUACGUGGGCUCUGUUCCUCUGCUCAUCAUCGCGUUCAUCGAGAUCAUUGGAGUCGCUUAUAUCUAUGGAAUGAGAAAUUUCAGUGACGAUAUCUACUUCAUGACUGGGAAGAGGCCCAACAUCUUCUGGAAGGCGUGCUGGAUGGUCAUCAGUCCUUUGAUGCUCCUGGUGGUGUUGGUUUCCUACGUGGUCGUCCAGGCACAGAAACACCCCACCUAUCCUGCAUGGAACCCAGACUAUGAACUGUUCCCAAAAACUGAAACCAAGCCCUACCCAGACUGGGUGUUUGCCAUCAUCAUCCUCCUCUCUGUAGUACCUGUGAUUUCCAUCCCUCUGGUGGCUCUCUACAGACUCAUCUGCUGUGGAAUCAAGAAGUCGUCUGUUCGCGCCGACCUAACUCCCUACUACAACGACAGCUUUGAGGCUGAAACACCGCAACACAAGAACCAGAGAGCUUAAACAUGUUUGCAAGAAACGACGUUACUCAACGGAAAAGGACCUCCUGAUCGUUAUCGCCUCAUCUGUGGAAUCUUUAUUCAGCCAACAGCUGACAUAUAAUCAGUCACACUGACUUUACUACUGAUUUAUGUUGUUUACAUUUAUCAAUGUUUAACAGAACCUGAAAACUGGAUUAAUUUGACAGAGAAAUUCUUUCCUUUGGACAUUUCUGUGUCGUGUUAAUGUACAUGAAGGACAGCUGAAUGCAAACGUUUGGGCACCCCGGUCACAAUUUCUUAAUUUCUUCUUCAUUUCUUCAAUAUUCUAAGCAAGAUUACUAUAUUUUUAAAUUUCCAUCUUUUAAAGUUUUGAAAUAAUUAAAAAGGGAAAGGGCCUGAGGCAGAGGUUUGGGCAACCUGCAUGGUCAGGACUUACACUUCCUGUUUUAAGGAUUUCUUCUUGGGCCGUCUUCAUGCUCUGCUCUUUGAGCUCUAUCCACAGAUGUUUAGUGAUGUUUAGGUCGGGGGACUGUGAGGGGCGUGGCCAAACCUUCAGCUGGCUCCUCUUGAGGUCGUCCAUUGUGGAUUUGGAGGUGUGUUACGGAUCAUUGUCCUGUUGUAGACGCCAUCUUUACAGAUGCUGUGAUGUCUGGACUUUAACUGAAUCCAUUCUUCCCUCUACCUGUGAAAUGUUCCCCGUGCCACUGGCUGCAACACAAGCCCAAAGCAUCAUCCAUCCACCCCCGUGUUUAACAGUUUGUUCUCCAAACAUACCUCAAAGUUCUGUUUUACCUUCAUCAGUCCACAGGGCUAGGCAGCUGUUUAGAGGAGCCCAUGGCUGCUGAUUGUUGGGACAAGGUUUCAGGAGCCAGCUGAAAUGAGCAUCACCUGGCCUUUCCUAACGAUGACUGUGAACAAGCCAGACCCUAACAAGCACAUUAAGGUCUGAGACCCUGGGAAAAGUUGUCUGAGAGCUCAGAUGUCUUGGGGUGCCCAAACUUUUUCAUGGUGCUCGUUUCAUUUUUUCACUCUCAAACUGUACAAAACAAAAAUAAAACACUGAUCCUGCUGCAUGUUUCAUCUUUAACUUCAUGUCUCUGGGAGAUCAGUUCAUCUUCUACUUUCUUAACUAUUCACGGUAAAUGAAAUUUCGAUCAGGGGUGUCCAAGCUUAUAUACAAGCAAUCUUCCAAAUGACGUCACGUCUUCAUAGUGGAAAAACACCACAAAGUAUAAAUCAAAGUCCAGAGAGACAAACAGCUGUGGGGGGGCGGGGUCUGGAUGCUGGAUGUUUUUCAGUUCUCCAUCUUUAUUGAUCUGGUGGUUGUUGAUUUAUAGGGUGAGUUUAUGAUUGAGCUUUGGGACUGUUUCUCACUCUUUAACCUGUUUCCCAAUGCAACAGAUACAUUAUUAUUUUGGCACACUGACGAUCAGAUGAAUCUGAAUCACUCAUUAAUUUCACAGGAGAAAAAAACAGACAAAACUCACAACAUGAACUCAAAGCUCAAAGUCUACAUCUGGAUGGCCAAGAAGUCCUCGGGGGUUCUGGGUUUAGCGGCCUGUCGGACUCUGGCCAGUAUCAGAUCCCCCAGACAGCUCUCCAGACUGCACAUCCCUGUCAAGAAGACAACAGCAGAGGACAGGAAAAUGUUUUUUCUGGUGUAUUUGAUAGUGAACUGUAAAAUUUAUCCAACUAAACUAUUUCCAACUAUAAAACUAAAUUAAAGGUGGUAAUAAACUGAGCUGAGUCCAUGUAAGACCUUGUUGGGUUCACCUCUCAUAAAGUCCACAUUUAAAGGGACCGGUCUUGGGAAGUUGUGAUGAAGACGUUUUCAUAUCAGUCUUGGACUGAUCUGCAAACUAACCACCAACAAAAGAAGGAGACUGAGAAACACCACCACCAAGGGACUGGACUGCCGCUCUGCACCCGCAGCACAAAGAGGGAAAGAGGGCAGUUAAACAAUGGCCAUGAGGUGCUAAUGAUUAUUAGUUUAUCACUGGUUAGUGUUCUUGACAUUUUAGGCAUU